This is a messenger RNA of Corticium candelabrum, 1673 nucleotides long. Its product is annotated as protein ST7 homolog. Gene Ontology annotation, molecular function: protein binding. The coding region runs from base 135 to 1535 and encodes 466 amino acids. The transcript has 18 exons. The record is from RefSeq and is a predicted model, not a curated record. Lineage: Eukaryota; Metazoa; Porifera; Homoscleromorpha; Homosclerophorida; Plakinidae.
UUCUGUGGCUGGUCAAAACUCCGUUGGGACUGCGUGAGAAUAUCGCUUACUCGGCAGUUGUGUUGAACAGUUUGUCGCCAAAGUUCUAUGUGGCACUGACAGGAACUUCUUCACUAAUUUCAUGUUUAAUACUGAUGUUCGAAUGGCUGUAUUAUCGAAGAUAUGGUCAGUCAUUUAUUGAAUCCUUGUCUCUUCAUUAUCUUACUCCUAUUCUUGGUGGAGCUGAUACUCUACCCACAACACCAGAUUGCAAGGUAUGGCGCAAUCCCAUGAAUUUGUUUCGAGGUGCUGAGUAUUCCAGGUAUUUGGAAGCAACUGGAAGCAAGGCAUUAACAACACAUGAUAUGGAUUUGACAAUUCAAGAUUAUCAGUCAUUCUUCACUCGUGAGCAAGAUCUUGACAGUGACAUUCAAGCUGAUGCUAUCAUGUUCAAGGCAUGGCGGGAAAAAGAAGACAGUCUUCGGAUCGGUUUGGCUGAGGAAGCUCUUAUGGUUGAUCCAAAUUGCACAACUGCUUUAAUACUGGUGGCUGAAGAGAAAGCACAGACCAUUAUUGAGGUCGAGAAGCUCUUUAAGCAUGCGCUUCGCUCAGUUGAAUCUCAGAUUAAACGUACUCAACAAAUGGUUCGAGAAGGUCAUAAGGACAGUGUACCUGAUCCCCAUCAAAAACAUGAGACUAAUCUGUGUAUUUACAUCAAACGGAGGUUGGGCAUGUGUGCAAGGAAGCUUGGGCGUUAUCGUGAAGCUGCUAAAAUUAUGAAAGAUCUAAUUAAGGAGUUUCCAAUGAUCAGUGUUUUGAAUGUUCACGAGAAUCUUGUGGAAGUUCUACUUGAGAUGCAAGCAUACUCAGAAGUCCAGCAAGUUCUGGCCAAAUACGAUGACAUAAACCUGCCAAAGUCUGCUACUAUUUGCUACACAGUGGCUCUGCUGAAAACUCGUUCUGUGUGUGAAAAGUUUAGUCUAGAAAAUGCAUCUAGAAGAGGACUGAGUUCUACUGAAAUGACUGCUGUUGAUGCAAUUCAUCGAGCUGUUGAAUUUAAUCCACAUGUACCUAAGUAUCUGCUGGAACAGAAGAGCAUUGUGUUACCACCUGAACAUAUUCUUAAGAGGGGAGAUAGUGAAGCAGUAGCAUAUGCUUUCCAUCAUCUGCAGCACUGGAAGCGUGUGGAAGGUGCACUCUCACUUCUUCAUUGCACUUGGGAAGGAGCUUUUAGACUUAUACCAUACCCUCUAGACAAGGGACAUUUGUUUCAUCCAUAUCCAGCUUGCACUGAGAAUGCUGAUCGGGAUCUGCUUCCAGCUCAUCAUGAGUUGUCAGUGUAUCCAAAAAGAGAAUUGCCGUUUUUCAUCUUGUUUACUGGAUUUUUGUGCACUUUCAUGGCUGGUUUAUCUGUCACUACGCAUCAUUAUCCUGGGUUAAUGGCUCGAGUUGCAAAGAUAACUAUGAGAUGGGUGAUGGCACCUAUUCUCUUUUUGUUUGAGAAGAUGGAAGACAUGUUGCCAGCUCAGCUUUGGCGUAGUUUGACUGACUCGUAAUGGCAGCUUUAUUUGAUGAAAUUUAUGACUUACAUCUGAAUGCAACUAACUGUAGGUUUUGACUUACAGAAUGAAUGAAAGCAUUUCUGUACCUUUUGAUCUAAGUAGCAUUUUAAUCAUUGUUUGUUUGGAAUUGGA